AAUGAAACGGUCGUUUCCUUGUCCCUUCAGAUUCCUGCCCUCCCUGCUAAUAUGCCAUCAGCUGUGAUGUCAAUCAUGCAAGGACCGCUUUGUGGUGCCUUCGCUAACAUGCUACUGUAUGGGGUCAUCUACAUGCAGACCUUUCGUUACUGGCAAGCAUACGAGCAUGACAGGAACAUUCUGAAGUGUCUGGUAGCGUUCGUCUGGUAUGCUAAGCGUCGUUCUGUUGGCGUGUCAUCACAAGCUACUAUAUUUGACUUUUCAGGAUUCUCAUACAGCAUUGAUAAUAUAUACCGUUGAGUUUUAUCUCAUCAUGCAUUUUGGAGAUAUAACGAGCUUGGAAUAUGCAAUGUGGGGAAUGCCCAUUAUCGGUUUUAUUAUUGCCUAUGCUGUGAAUCUUUGCUUCAUCUGGCGAGUACUGCAGCUUUCGCAAAAACGCUGGAUUGCUGUUUGCUUUUUCAUUUUUGCAACCAUUCGCUGCGGAUUUGGACUUGCAAACUGUUCCUUGACUUUCUUUUAUCCCAAGUGGCAGAUAUUCGAAGAACGCGUCUAUCCAACUAUGGUGGUUGGAUGGGUGCUUUCAGCAGUGGUCGACAGUGCGAUUGCGUUUACACUAUGCCUUUACCUUCGAAAACGUCGCACUGGCAUGAAAAGAACUGACAACGUCCUCAACUGCCUCCUACUAUAUACCAUCAACACUGGUGCUGUCACAUCGUUUUGUGCAGUUCUGGUGGUCAUCAUGUUUCUCGGUCUACCAAACAAUCUCGCGUUCGUUGGGUUUGUCCAAGUCCAGAGCAAACUCUAUGCGAUAUCACUUUUGGCAUCGUUAAACAACCGAAAAAGACUCGAAGUGACCAAUCAGACUUUUCCCUCUGUGGAAGGCGUUGCGAGUUCCCAUAUGCCUCGCUUUUCGACAUUCAAACCAUCACAGCGGACGCCGUCUUAUCUGCAACCGAUUGAAGUGCAGACGAGUGUUGUGAUGGAUAUUUAUGGCGACAGUCUGGAUACUGGAUUGGACAGCACGUUUCAGGAGUGACUGUUGAGGUUGUGCUGACAGGAUAUAAUUUAAUCUGUACUUCGUUCACUGUUUAGCACCAGCGAUCUGUUAUUUAAUGAUGAUCUUGACGUACAGGG
Suillus discolor is the source of this 1134-nucleotide messenger RNA. RefSeq lists its product as uncharacterized. The transcript is spliced from 17 exons. Lineage: Eukaryota; Fungi; Basidiomycota; Agaricomycetes; Boletales; Suillaceae. Bases 209 to 1036 code for a protein of 275 amino acids. The record is from RefSeq and is a predicted model, not a curated record.